AUUGUAAAAGCGCACAGUGGGAGUGUCAUCUCCCGUGGGUAGGUGUGUGUGGCACUGGUUUUUCCAAGCCGUGUAUAGUUUCAUGCCGAAUACUGUGCGGUGUGGUAAGCUACCAAGAGCAUCGACAAGCGAUGGCGGAAUGUGGGAUGAAGGCGCUGUCUGUCCUGGAGGCGGCCCGCUCCCGCUACGAGAGUUUGCAGAUCUCAGAUGAUGUUUUUGGGGAAUCGGGAGAUGACAGUAGCGACAAUCCCUUUUACAGCACUUCGGGUGACUCGAAUUCGGAUAACUGUGGCUUGGAGACCGGCGACGAUCAAAGGGCAGGGGAGACUGGGAAUUGUCAAAACGGAGGUCCACCCGGCUCUGUCUCAAAGACUCAAGCAGAGGAGGAUGGCUGGAGCGACACACUGCAAGAUAUCACGUUGGCCCCCUACAACGAGACAUAUGGUAUGUCAUUUAAAGAAUAAAGCCUCGCUUGACAUAAUGAAUAGGCUAAGGUCAUUAUCUCCAAUAUAUAAGAUAGGGGGGCUUUGCUUGGUGUGUGUGUGUGUGUGUGUGUGCGCGCGCGCGUCCAUCUAGUAAGUAGCCUAUGAUUGUAGGACCUGAUUGAACAGCAGGCCCAGAGAGGGAGAGUGAGAGAGAGAAAUCCCAAGACUCCUUCAGUAAAGGAUCAUGUCACAAUAUGGAUGAAUUGCUUGGAGAAUUGUGGCUUAUAUGAUUGGUCAGAAUCUCAGAAACGGUGAAGGGGCAGUCUGGGCAUGUGGUGGAGGCACAGGACAAUGAGUCAACCAUGAGCAGACAGACAUCAUGCAGCUCCUCCAAAUUAAAUAGCCCACACUGUAACACUGAACUGCACUGGGGACCAAACAGGAAAUGGUCAUAGAGGACAAGUUGCAGAAGAGCCUAAGUUAAUUAAAGACAUAAUAUUGGCACAGAACACACAUUUGAGCACUCUCUGCCUCUCUCCUCUCUCUCCAGAUACAAAUAACACUGUGCAACAUCUUUGCCAGUUUGGCCACAUGUAUUUGCCAACUAAGGCAUUUUAGUAUGCCAAUGCAUGUUUUGGACCAGCUGCCAUUGUAAAGGAAUACAGAGCAGUUGCAUGUCAUACUUAAAGCGGUAAACCCAUACUAGUACCAGCAACAACCUAACCAAAUAUGUAAUAUUCUUAUCCUUACAAACGUCCAGUAAAAUGAUCAAUGUAUUACAGUUGUGAUCAGUCAUAUAACAGGUGUUAUUACAUUGAAUAUAUACUGCAUUUCAAAUGGAAUAGAAGUAGAAACUUAAUUGAUGUAGCCUACAACACGUAAGUGUAGGUUGAGGUUCCUCCCUUCAUCAUUACUCUGUUUGAACGCUCUGUCACUGAGACCAGAUGUGACUUGCAAAUAAAUGCCUCCCUCUCUCUACAAGGUGGUCUGGUGGUGCCUUGUGCCACUGUCACGACUUGAGAAAAAAUCAUGCCAUCUGCCUGUAGGCUUUGGUAUGGGCUUCAACACAGGCAAUGACAGGUGGUGGUGUUAGCCAAUGCAUUUCAGGCACAAGGCAUUGCAUUGGGAAUCACUUCAGCAUAAAGAAGUAUUUGUACGUGUACAGUAUGUGUGGCUGUCGCUGUCUCCACUAGAGCUGGUUUGUUUCCUCACAUUCACUGCUAAUAGAAUUGGGCCAGUAACCGAAAGGUCGCUGGUUCAAAUCCUCGAGCUGGCAAGGUGGAAAUAUCAGCCGUUCUGCCCUUGAGCAACGCAGUUAACCCCCCAACAACACCUACUCACCAGGCGCCGAUGACAUGGAUGUCAAUUAAGGCAGCUUCCCGCACAGCUCUGAUUCAGACGGGUUGGGUUAAAUGAGGAAGACAUAUUUCGGUUGAUUGCAUUCAGUUGGGCAACUGACUAGGUAUCCCCCAUUCCCUAUAAGUUAUUUGAGACUGUUGACACAAAUGGUAGUGCUGGCAGGUGUAUUGAAUGAGCAGUAAAAGCUUGAGUGCAUCAAACCCAUUAGGAGAUGAGCAAAUAGGGAGGACACAGGGCUGGUGUGGCCAGGAAAGAUGAACAUGAGGUGGUUCUGUCGUAAGGUUAGAUCAACUGAAGGUUUCCAUGCAGCAAGCUGGUGCUCACUGAGGACAAGGAUAUCCAGUGCAAGGUCCAACUAGAGAAAUAAAAUGUUAAUGUGGAGCUUGAGAUGUGGGUUUGACUUUGCUGACAGAGUAAAUAGGAGAACAUAACUCAUAAAUACAUAAAUAAAACCUUUGAAAAAUGUCUGCACAACAUGCAUUUUUCAUAGGCAAAAUGAGAGAGGGCAUCUGUAUGAUUGAUAUUUAGUCUAUUAUGAAAAUCACACAGCUAUAAAAGGGAUAGGCAGUACUUAGUAAGCAUGGCCAUGGGUCUGAAAUGUCAUCGUAUUGGUUUACUUCAUUAUCCUAGUAAAAUCCCUGCAGUGAUGCGUAUGCACAUUAGGACAACCCCCCAUGGAUUACAGUAUAUUACAGUAUAUUAAAUUACAGUAUAAUAUACUACAGUAUAAUAUAUUACAAUAUCAUAUAUUACAGUAUAUUAUAUUACAGUAUAUUUUAUUACAGUAUAUUAUGUACAUUCUUUAUAAUAGAAAGGCUAUAGAAUCAAUCAAGCUCCAUUUCACUUUAUUGAAUGGCACAUACGUUAUCUACAGUGUGUUCCUAUUAUACACACUCUACAGCAGUAUUGUAGUUUUCAGGCAUUUCAGACCUAUUCAUGUCAUUUUUUAAGAACUUUGGCACAGGGUAAAGUAUACAAAACUUAGUCCACUCAGUAACAGAUUCUAGUUUUGGAAAAAGAAAACUGUAUUGAGAUCGAAUGUUUCAUCGAUGAGAAACUUAGCAGAAUGUCACCCAAAUCCAUCUCGCUCCAUCUUCUCCUACUGCCGGCCACUGGGUUUCCUCUCAUCACCAUAUUUGGUAGUAAAAAUAUAUAUACAGUGAGGGAAAAAAGUAUUUGAUCCCCUGCUGAUUUUGUACGUUUGCCCACUGACAAAGAAAUGAUCAGUCUAUAAUUUUAAUGGUAGGUUUAUUUGAACAGUGAGAGACAGAAUAACAACAACAAAAUCCAGAAAAACGCAUGUCAAAAAUGUUAUAAAUGGAUUUGCAUUUUAAUGAGGGAAAUAAGUAUUUGACCCCCUCUCAAUCAGAAAGAUUUCUGGCUCCCAGGUGUCUUUUAUACAGGUAACGAGCUGAGAUUAGGAGCACACUCUUAAAGGGAGUGCUCCUAACCUCAGUUUGUUACCUGUAUAAACGACACCUGUCCACAACCUCAAACAGUCACACUCCAAACUCCACUAUGGCCAAGCCCAAAGAGCUGUCAAAGGACACCAGAAACAAAAUUGUAGACCUGCACCAGGCUGGGAAGACUGUAUCUGCAAUAGGUAAGCAGCUUGGUUUGAAGAAAUCAACUGUGGGAGCAAUUAUUAGGAAAUGGAAGACAUACAAGACCACUGAUAAUCUCCCUCGAUCUGGGGCUCCACGCAAGAUCUCACCCCGUGGGGUCAAAAUGAUCACAAGAACGGUGAGCAAAAAUCCCAGAACCACACAGGGGGACCUAGUGAAUGACCUGCAGAGAGCUGGGACCAAAGUAACAAAGCCUACCAUCAGUAACACACUACGCCGCCAGGGACUCAAAUCCUGCAGUGCCAGACGUGUCCCCCUGCUUAAGCCAGUACAUGUCCAGGCCCGUCUGAAGUUUGCUAGAGUGCAUUUGGAUGAUCCAGAAGAGGAUUGGGAGAAUGUCAUAUGGUCAGAUGAAACCAAAAUAUAACUUUUUGGUAAAAACUCAACUCGUCGUGUUUGGAGGACAAAGAAUGCUGAGUUGCAUACAAAGAACACCAUACCUACUGUGAAGCAUUGGGGUGGAAACAUCAUGCUUUGGGGCUGUUUUUCUGCAAAGGGACCAGGACGACUGAUCCGUGUAAAGGAAAGAAUGAAUGGGGCCAUGUAUCGUGAGAUUUUGAGUGAAAACCUCCUUCCAUCAGCAAGGGCAUUGAAGAUGAAACGUGGCUGGGUCUUUCAGCAUGACAAUGAUCCCAAACACACCGCCCAGGCAACGAAGGAGUGGCUUCGUAAGGAGCAUUUCAAGGUCCUGGAGUGGCCUAGCCAGUCUCCAGAUCUCAACCCCAUAGAAAAUCUUUGGAGGGAGUUGAAAGUCUGUGUUGCCCAGCGACAGCCCCAAAACAUCACUGCUCUAGAGGAGAUCUGCAUGGAGGAAUGGGCCAAAAUACCAGCAACAGUGAGUGAAAACCUUGUGAAGACUUACAGAAAACGUUUGACCUUUGUCAUUGCCAACAAAGGGUAUAUAACAAAGUAUUGAGAAACUUUUGUUAUUGACCAAAUACUUAUUUUCCACCACAAUUUGCAAAUAAAUUCAUAAAGAAUCCUACAAUGUGAUUUUCUGGAUUUUUUUUUCUCAAUUUGUCUGUCAUAGUUGACGUGUACCUAUGAUGAAAAUUACAGGCCUCUCUCAUCUUUUUAAGUGGGAGAACUUGCACAAUUGGUGGAUGACUAAAUACUUUUUUUCCCCACUGUACAUACAUAUACAUACAUACAUACAUACAUACAUACAUACAUACAUACAUACAUACAUACAUACAUACAUACAUACAUACAUACAUACAUACAUACAUACAUACAUACAUACAUACAUACAUGCAUACACAUACAUAUCCUUUCUUUAAAAUAUAUUCCCCUUUAUUACUUUCCAACCCCACCACCCUUUCCCUAAUUGGAGUAAACUAGUGAACAACAAUGCUUAGGCCUCUACUUCCAGCUUAUACUUACUAUAUACAUUUUAUGGACACAGUCAAUUUUACAAUAAUUAUAUUUUGUUUGUUUUUUUCCUAUUAAUGUCAAAAAGGUGCCAGUCUGUUUCCAUGCCUGAAAGACUAACAUUCCGAUUGAUUUCAAAACCCACAUAAUCUGAAUACCAACCCACUGCAUUUAGUGUACAUUACUGCAGCUGAAGAAUCAGUGUCUUCCCACUUGGCACAGACGUCAAUUCAACAUCUAUUCCACGUUGGUUCAACGUAAUUUAGUUGAAAUUAUGUGGAAACAACACCAGUGUGUGCCCAGUGGGUUACUUUUGUGGUAAACGCAGCCAACACAGUGAUCCUUUCAAUCUGAAUGCUUAAUCUAUCCUAAUACAAAUGUAUCUCUUACAGAAUAUGUACCAUUAUAUGUAUUGUGUGGAGCUCUGCCAUGUGGUUGUUUGUUGCCUGACAAAAUAACUUGCACCCUAGUUUAAAUAUGAGCUAUAAAGGCAGGAUUAUGGGAGAAUAAUAUAUGCAGUGGUUAGUGAAUGCUUUUGAGGCUCCUCUUAUUGAUGUCUUUAGUAGCAGAAGACUUCUUAAAAUCCUUAAUCCUAUGCUAUCAGUCAAUGGUGUGGGAUAGUAGGAAUUUAACAUAAUGUGGGAAAACUCUUUUCAGAAUGGAAUUCUUAAUCAUGGGAAUAAAACAAUUAUAUUCCAUAAAAAAUAUUUAUUAUGCAUAUUAUUUUUUGCCUGACUUUUGUUUACUGUAUUGCUUUUAUGGCAACCCGAAUGAAUCUGUCUUUGGAAAUCCAUGCAUCUAAGGCAGUCAUGCUGUAUUUUGCAUUUUGCUGUGAAGUUUGAAAGUCUACUGGAUUAAAUGAGUGGUCUCUUAAAACAAUUUCUGCAGUGUGAGCCACCCUUUGGCCUGUAGCCUACUUAGAUGUAUCUCUCUCACAGUCUGGGUUUGAGGAAUUGGUGAGCUACAAUAUUUACAAACUAUACAGUACUAAGUGCCCAAAAGUAACAAUUUGUAGCACGGUCAACCUGGCCUGUACAUUCAGCGCAAGAGUAGUAAUGUAAAAAUCUACUGUAUUUCUUCAGCAAACCAAACUAGUUAGUUCAUUUUGGUCCUUUAAAGACCCAACAAUUUCCUUAUCUCUUAGGGACGUUAGAGAGGACAUGAGUCUUCCUUUUAGCCAAAUAGCUAACCCAAACAGUCUUCCAGACAUGGAAUUCCAGAUGUGGUUAAUUGGGCCUGAAUUUAUACUGCGGUUUAGAGACAUUUUCUCACUCCAGUAAAUGUGCUUGCUACAAGUGUGCCAAGAAAAAUAGGUCUGACUCUCUCACACAAUUAAAAGCUGAUGAUUUUAUUACACCUUAUGGUUCAUCCACUUUGAAUUGAGAGAGUCACGCCUAUUUUUCUAGAUGAGCUCUCGUGUGAUUUUUGGCUGCACCUUGACACAUGUUGGUUGAGGUGCUCCUCUACUCUCUUACUGACUUUACAAGAGGAGAGAGCAACAGAUAAAUUAGUUUCAUUUCUGUUUUUGUGAAGUGUCAGGAUCUGCUUAAGUCCAGAGAUACUUCACAACCACAGCUCACACAGGUACAGUGGGGAAAAAAAGUAUUUAGUCAGCCACCAAUUGUGCAAGUUCUCCCACUUAAAAAGAUGAGAGAGGCCUGUAAUUUUCAUCAUAGGUACACGUCAACAAUGACAGACAAAAUGAGGGAAAAAAAUCCAGAAAAUCACAUUGUAGGAUUUUUAAUGAAUUUAUUUGCAAAUUAUGGUGGAAAAUAAGUAUUUAUAAGUAUUAAUAAGUAUCAAUAACAAAAGUUUCUCAAUAAUUUGUUAUAUAUCCUUUGUUGGCAAUGACACAGGUCAAACGUUUUCUUUAAGUCUUCACAAGGUUUUCACACACUGUUGCUGGUAUUUUGGCCCAUUCCUCCAUGCAGAUCUCCUCUAGAGCAGUGAUGUUUUGGGGCUGUCGCUGGGCAACACGGACUUUCAACUCCCUCCAAAGAUUUUCUAUGGGGUUGAGAUCUGGAGACUGGCUAGGCCACUCCAGGACCUUGAAAUGCUUCUUACGAAGCCACUCCUUCGUUGCCCGGGCGGUGUGUUUGGGAUCAAUGUCAUGCUGAAAGACCAAGCCACGUUUCAUCUUCAAUGCCCUUGCUGAUGGAAGGAGGUUUUCACUCAAAAUCUCACGAUACAUGGCCCCAUUCAUUCUUUCCUUUACACGGAUCAGUCGUCCUGGUCCCUUUGCAGAAAAACAGCCCCAAAGCAUGAUGUUUCCACCCCCAUGCUUCACAAUAGGUAUGGUGUUCUUUGGAUGCAACUCAGCAUUCUUUGUCCUCCAAACACGACGAGUUGAGUUUUUACCAAAAAGUUAUAUUUUGGUUUCAUCUGACCAUAUGACAUUCUCCCAAUCCUCUUCUGGAUCAUCCAAAUGCACUCUAGCAAACUUCAGACGGGCCUGGACAUGUACUGGCUUAAGCAGGGGGACACGUCUCGCACUGCAGGAUUUGAGUCCCUGGCGGCGUAGUGUGUUACUGAUGGUAGGCUUUGUUACUUUGGUCCCAGCUCUCUGCAGGUCAUUCACUAGGUCCCCCCGUGUGGUUCUGGGAUUUUUGCUCACCGUUCUUGUGAUCAUUUUGCCCCACGGGGUGAGAUCUUGCGUGGAGCCCCAGAUCGAGGGAGAUUAUCAGUGGCCUUGUAUGUCUUCCAUUUCCUAAUAAUUGCUCCCACAGUUGAUUUCUUCAAACCAAGCUGCUUACCUAUUGCAGAUUCAGUCUUCCCAGCCUGGUGCAGGUCUACAAUUUUGUUUCUGGUGUCCUUUGACAGCUCUUUGGUCUUGGCCAUAGUGGAGUUUGGAGUGUGACUGUUUGAGGUUGUGGACAGGUGUCUUUUAUACUGAUAACAAGUUCAUACAGGUGCCAUUAAUACAGGUAACGAGUGGAGGACAGAGGAGCCUCUUAAAGAAGAAGUUACAGGUCUGUGAGAGCCAGAAAUCUUGCUUGUUUGUAGGUGACCAAAUACUUAUUUUCCACCAUAAUUUGCAAAUAAAUUCAUUAAAAAUCCUACAAUGUGAUUUUCUGGAUUUUUUUUUCUGAAUUUGUCUGUCAUAGUUGACGUGUACCUAUGAUGAAAAUUACAGGCCUCUCUCAUCUUUUUAAGUGGGAGAACUUGCACAAUUGGUGGCUGACUAAAUACUUUUUUUCCCCACUGUAACAAACAGAUGUGAUGAUGACCUGUGACAGCUCAGUGCUGCAGUUUAAUCUGGGCUCUAUUCUCUAUUAAUUGGCUCUCUAAAUGCUAGAGUUCACUGUCUGUAAGACUGUCUAAGUCAGUUUUAAGGGAGGACUGCCUUACCUGAGGUGUGUUUAAUCUUACACAUUGCCAAUUUAGUCAAAUGAGAAGGUAAGAUUUUUAUUCACCAAGUUGGCCUUGACUUGAUUAACAUGCAUGGGAAACUAGUAUGUCAAUGUUGAUGAGUGGGCUUGACCUAACAAGGUUAUAGCUGUCGGCUUGCAUAAGCAGGAAUUAAUUGUUUGAGACAAGACAAUGGCUGUUUUCAUUCACGAUAGUGUUGUAACAAAUGACAUUAAUGAACCCUUUCCUCAAGCCCAAAAAGCGGUAUUCUUGUUUCGAUGACAUUAUGGUUACUGUCAUGUUGAAUAGAAGUUGAUUGCAACCCUAGGGGUGACAGCGACCCACAAUCCAGAUGACAAAGACUGGAAAGAAAUGUUGGUUCAUAUGCAGGCCUACGCGUUGUGCUUUUUUAGAGUACAAAAUAACUCGAUGCACAAAAGAGCUCGAUACUGUCAAAGUACUGUAAUUCACUUUUUUAGAAAUCAUAGUCGUUUAAACAGUAAGACUCCAUUUACAAGUAAUGUGUGAUUAAUGCUGUCAAAUGAAAAUAACAAUCUGAGGCAGGUUUUGAAAUGGGCGAGUGAUGCUUUGACUGCAGCUCCAUCAUCCGUGUCUCUGUCUCUCUCCCUGUCACCAGGCCCUACCCAGAGAAUGCCAGCCACAGCCACUUGCAUGGACUUCUUCCAGCUCUUUGUGCCCGACAACGCCAUCCAGAACAUGUUGACGCAGACCAACAUGUACGCCAAGAAGUACCAGGAGCGCUUCGGCAGUGACGAGGGCUGGCAGAACGUGACCGUGGCUGAGAUGAAGGCCUUCCUGGGCUUCGUGACUUCCACCAGCGUUCACCGCUGUGAGUCAGUGCUCAGCAUCUGGAGCAGCGGCUUCUUCAGCAACCGCAGCAUCGCACUCAAGAUGAGCCAGGCGCGCUUCGAGAAGAUCCUCAAGUACUUCCAUAUCGUGGCCUUCCGCUCCAGCCACGGCAGCCAUGGCCUCUACAAGAUCCAGCCCUUCCUGGACUCACUGCAGCAGUCGUUCGGCUGCAGCACAUUCCGCCCCUCUCAGACUCAGGUAUGGCGCUGGGCUGCUGUGUAAACUGUUUAGCUUUGGACAUGUUUAGUACAAAUGACUAGGGGUUGUAACCCCAAAAAAAUAAAAAAAUAAACAUUGUUCGGUUACACUGUUCCGACCAGCAAUAUAAAAUUCUGAACCGGUUCUAAUAAAAAAAAAAGUAUGGUUUAUAUGGUUUCUUUCUGUUCCUUUUUUAACCCGUGAAAUAAACCAUUCUUUACAGUUAGCUCAUUAAUUUACUUCACCAAUCAGUGUGGAUAGAGCAGGCAAGCUAGUUGUUAUCAUGCGUGAUGGGCAGACAAGUGUAUCCUAUGGCGCAAGAUGCGACUGAAAUGUUGUGGGUGGGGAGAGAGCAAGAGAGGGUUGAGGAGGAGGCUUGAAGCGUUGGGCAUCUUGUUAUGACAUGCAUUAUCUGAAUUAGGUCCACAGAAUUAUACCUAGGAGGAGCGGCUUCUAUGGAGGAACUUGGAAUGUCCUUUGAGCUAGCUAGCUAACAAGCUUGAGCUAGCUAGCUAUAAAGCUUGUGUGUGUAGAGGGGCACCAGAAUUAAAAACACAUAUUGUUGUAAUUAAUAAAUCCAACGUGAAACGUGAUAACUAGUCCUAUAGUAUCCUUAACUAGCAUUGAAAAUGAAUCCAUUCUUCUCUUCUCGAAUUACACUUGUAACGUCAGUACAGUAGGGGAGGGGCAAGUAGCCUAAAUACGCACACACACUGGCAAAGAUUUUUAGCUUGCGGGCAGACACUGGAAUAGGUUUCUGAGUGACAGAGUGAAGGCUUUGCAUAGGCAUUUUGUAGCAUUUUUUUUGUGGGACUAGAAAAAAAUGCCUGGAACGUAAGAUAACAUUAUUAAGCGGUUCCCAUGCUUUUAAAAUAAUGGUUCUGUUCCGCCGGCAGGUAGUUUAGUGGUUAAGAGCGUUGUGCCAGUAACCGAAAGGUCGCUGGUUCUAAUCCCCGAGCCGACUAGGUGAAAAAUCUGUCGAUGUGCCCUUGAGCAAGGCACUUAACCCUAAUUGCUCCUGUAAGUCGCUCUGGAUAAGAGCGUCUGCUAAAUUACUAAAAUGUAAAAUGAAUCACUUUCGUUCCCAGUUCUGUUUCUGUUCCUUGAAAAAUGUAGUUAUUUUCCAGUUUUCUGUUCUGUUCCCUGAACUGGUUCCAACACCUGCAGAUGACAGUUACAGUAUAUAGAGUUUAAUGAACCCUUUUAGAUCAUAACACCUUUUAGAUCACCUUUUAGAUGAUACACAUCAGUUAUUGUAUAUUACAGUUCAGUAUCCUGCACUGUCAACACAAACAGAAACAGGAUAUUACAGCUUGGUGUGCCCAGCUCUGGGUACAUUUAGAACAAACUCAAAAUACAACAGUGUUCAGGUAGUUAGGUUGUCUUUUGGAAAAACAUUCCUGGAACAAUAGUACAUUGUGUCCAUGUUUGUCCUAGUUUAUAACAGACUCACAGUUAAAUAUUCAGCUCCCAAAGCAGUGUUCUGUUGAGAGUAAACUUGUUUUCUAUUCAAAUGUUAAUCUCACAUCUGGCAGCAGCUGAAUAACGUGUAUUUGGGUUGUCUAAUCAAGAGGGAUUGGUUCAGAUUAAGUUAAGAAACAAGCCAAUGCACACUGAAAAUCCUUGCUUCAUUUUGAAUUGAUUGACAUGAGCCAAUUUGCACCCUCCCAUGACGAUUCCACCAACUCUUUCAGAAUCUUGGCAAUGUGAACUUUUCUGAAAGGAGGACAACUUGUCUUCUGUGUUUCUGUGCCAGGAAGAAGUGGGCUGGGAGGAAGAAGUGUACAGGGAGGAAGAAGUGUACAGGGAGGAAGAAGUGUACAGGGAGGAAGAAGUGGGCUGGGAGGAAGAAGUGUACAGGGAGGAAGAAGUGUACAGGGAGGAAGAAGUGGGCUGGGAGGAAGAAGUGUACAGGAGGAAGAAGUGGGCUGGGAGGAAGAAGUGUACAGGGAGGAAGAAGUGUACAGGGAGGAAGAAGUGUACAGGGAGGAAGAAGUGUACAGGGAGGAAGAAGUGUACAGGGAGGAAGAAGUGGGCUGGGAGGAAGAAGUGGGCUGGGAGGAAGAAGUGGGCUGGGAGGAAGAAGUGUACAGGGAGGAAGAGAGUGUACAGGAGGAAGAAGUGGGCUGGGAGAAGAAGUGUACAGGAGGAAGAAGUGGCUGGGAGGAAGAAGUGUACAGGGAGGAAGAAGUGGGCUGGGAGGAAGAAGUGGUACAGGAGGAAGAAGUGUAGAGGGAGGAAGAAGUGUACAGGGAGGAAGAAGUGGUACAGGGCGGAAUACGUGGGGUGGGAGGGAGGAGAAAGUGGGCUGGGGAUGGAAGGGAAGAAGUGGUGCUGGGAGGAAACGAAGUGGGCUGGGAGGAAGAAGUGGGCUGGGAGGAAGAAGUGGGCUGGGAGGAAGAAGUGUACAGGGAGGAAGAAGUGGGCUGGGAGGAAGAAGUGUACAGGGAGGAAGAAGUGGGCUGGGAGGAAGAAGUGUACAGGGAGGAAGAAGUGGGCUGGGAGGAAGAAGUGUACAGGGAGGAAGAAGUGUACAGGGAGGAAGAAGUGUACAGGGAGGAAGAAGUGUACAGGGAGGAAGAAGUGUACAGGGAGGAAGAAGUGUACAGGGAGGAAGAAGUGGGCUGGGAGGAAGAAGUGGGCUGGGAGGAAGAAGUGUACAGGGAGGAAGAAGUGUACAGGGAGGAAGAAGUGGGCUGGGAGGAAGAAGUGGGCUGGGAGGAAGAAGUGUACAGGGAGGAAGAAGUGUACAGGGAGGAGGAAGUGUACAGGGAGGAAGAAGUGGGCUGGGAGGAAGAAGUGUACAGGGAGGAAGAAGUGUACAGGGAGGAAGAAGUGUACAGGGGAAGAGUGAAGGGAAGAAGUGUACAGGGAGGAAGAAGUGUACAGGGAGGAAGAAGUGUACAGGGAGGAAGAAGUGUACAGGGAGGAAGAAGUGGGCUGGGAGGAAGAAGUGUACAGGGAGGAAGAAGUGUACAGGGAGGAAGAAGUGGGCUGGGAGGAAGAAGUGUACAGGGAGGAAGAAGUGGGCUGGGAGGAAGAAGUGUACAGGGAGGAAGAAGUGUACAGGGAGGAAGAAGUGUACAGGGAGGAAGAAGUGUACAGGGAGGAAGAAGUGUACAGGGAGGAAGAAGUGUACAGGGAGGAAGAAGUGGGCUGGGAGGAAGAAGUGGGCUGGGAGGAAGAAGUGGGCUGGGAGGAAGAAGUGUACAGGGAGGAAGAAGUGUACAGGGAGGAAGAAGUGGGCUGGGAGGAAGAAGUGGGCUGGGAGGAAGAAGUGGGCUGGGAGGAAGAAGUGUACAGGGAGGAAGAAGUGUACAGGGAGGAAGAAGUGUACAGGGAGGAAGAAGUGGGCUGGGAGGAUACGAAGUUGAAAUGUUGUUGA
Coregonus sp. 'balchen' is the source of this 12581-nucleotide messenger RNA. The record is from the annotation of a GenBank genome assembly. Lineage: Eukaryota; Metazoa; Chordata; Actinopteri; Salmoniformes; Salmonidae.